AUGGAACAUAAUUCUUCAAGAGCUUCUCGCUUGAAUUCGAAAGAGGAGCCGUCCACGUCGAAUACACAGCCAAAUGCGCGUCAAUUGCUGGGCAUACAAGUUCCUCGUCCUAUUUCGUUCAAGAAUGAUCCUUUUGGAUUUGAUUCCGUUAAAGGAAUCCGUUUAAGCUCAACGUUAGAAUCAGAUUCUUCUGCUUUACGCAGUGGAAAUCAAGCAUUAAAAUUCUGCGCGCCGUAUCAAGACAGUUUUGAAAGAAUUCUAUCCUCCUCUCCACCAGUCGUUAAUGAAGGUGAAUUUUUGAAAAAUGUAGAAGAUCCCUCCUUUAACGUUCAUUCGAAGCAUCCUCUACCUUUAUCUGCCUCUUCACCAAAGCAAGUACCUUUGCCUGCUUCGUCUCCUCCUAACUAUUCUUCAUCUCCCUCCUCUCCAAUUCCACUGUCUUCUGUUACAACUUCUUCCAUGCAUCCUCCUUCAUCUUCCAGAUUGUCCUCUCGAUCCUCGUUCCCAAAAGACGCGACAACUCGACAGUUGGAACGUUUUGUUCCUAUCCCUCAUGGGAACCUCAAAAAGCGUCUCAGGAAGCGUUCUCCUCGUGAAAACGAUGAUUUAGAUCUCUCCAUUCUACAUUCUAUUCCUAACUCAUCGCCUCCGUCGUCAGCAUCUGAAUCCGAACCCGAAUUUGAAGAAUCACAGUUACUGUGGAAACUUUCAAAGCGAACAAAGGUUACUCAUAGACAGUCAGACUCUUCAUUCACAUUGGAUAACGAAAACCUCGAACCACAGCGUAAUGAUAAGCAUUCAUCUGAUGGCUCUUCUAGUGAUGAAGAUUCUGAGAAAAAACAAGUGCUAGACGAAGAACAGCAAAAACGUAUGGAUGACAUGAGACAGUACUAUAAGCAAAUAGACCAGUACAGCUUUCAGGUGGUCGAUGAUUGA
This is a messenger RNA of Schizosaccharomyces osmophilus, 936 nucleotides long. RefSeq names its product Schizosaccharomyces specific protein. The record is from RefSeq and is a predicted model, not a curated record. Bases 1 to 936 code for a protein of 311 amino acids. Lineage: Eukaryota; Fungi; Ascomycota; Schizosaccharomycetes; Schizosaccharomycetales; Schizosaccharomycetaceae. The transcript has a single exon.